AUGAGAAGGCAACUCCGGUCCAGAAGGGCUCCGGCCUUUCCUUACGGUUAUCGCUUCAGACUUGAUGAUCAGGAUGAAGUGAAUCAGAACUACUUAGCAGAUGAAGAAGAAGAAGCAGAAGAAGAGGCUCGGGUGAUGAUGGUGCCUGAUUUGGAGGAGGAGGAAGAAGAGGAAGAGAAAGAGGAGGAGGAGGAGGAGGAGGAGGAGGAGGAGGAGGAGGAGGAGGAGAAGGAGGAGGAAGAGGGUCAGGGUCAGCCAACAGGCAAUGCCUGGUGGCGGAAAUUGCAGAUCAUGAAUGAAUACCUGUGGGACCCGGAGAGAAGGAUGUCUCUGGCCCGAACAGGUCAGAGUUGGAGCCUGGUUUUAGUCAUUUACUUCGUCUUCUAUGCCUCCCUGGCUGCUGUGAUCACCCUCUGCAUGUAUACACUAUUUUUGACCAUCACUCCUUACAUGCCAACCUUCACUGAGCGGAUGAAGCCUCCUGGAGUUAUGAUCAGACCCUUCGCCCAUAGCCUUAACUUCAACUUCAACGUUUCUGAACCUGACACUUGGCAGCAUUAUGUGAUUAGCCUAAAUGGCUUUCUUCAGGGUUAUAAUGACAGUCUUCAAGAGGAAAUGAAUGUAGAUUGUCCUCCAGGGCAGUACUUCAUUCAAGAUGGCGAUGAGGAUGAGGACAAGAAGGCCUGCCAAUUUAAGCGCUCCUUCCUAAAGAACUGCUCUGGUCUGGAGGACCCUACUUUUGGAUAUUCUACUGGACAGCCUUGCAUCCUCCUAAAGAUGAACCGGAUUGUAGGCUUUCGUCCUGAGCUUGGAGAUCCUGUGAAAGUUUCCUGCAAGGUUCAGAGAGGUGAUGAAAAUGACAUCAGAUCCAUCAAUUACUACCCAGAGUCGGCUUCUUUUGACCUUCGCUACUACCCUUACUACGGCAAACUGACUCACGUUAACUACACCUCCCCACUGGUAGCAAUGCACUUUACAGACGUGGUGAAGAACCAAGAGGUGCCUGUACAGUGCCAACUGAAGGGCAAAGGCAUCAUAAAUGAUGUCAUCAAUGAUCGCUUUGUGGGUAGGGUAAUCUUUACCUUGAACAUAGAAACCUAA
Molecule: messenger RNA, 1101 nt
Organism: Marmota flaviventris (yellow-bellied marmot)
Lineage: Eukaryota; Metazoa; Chordata; Mammalia; Rodentia; Sciuridae
Gene: Atp1b4
Product: ATPase Na+/K+ transporting family member beta 4
Biological process (GO): sodium ion transport; potassium ion transport; regulation of DNA-templated transcription
Cellular component (GO): nuclear inner membrane; sodium:potassium-exchanging ATPase complex
Source: RefSeq, a predicted model, not a curated record